UUUUGCCCCCGAUAUAUCACGGUGGUAUAAAUAUAUGAUUUAGUUUGGAUUAGUUUCUUAAGUUGUCUAAGGGUUAUAAGAUGAUUGGAAAAACUAUACAACUUGUUUUCUCUCUCUUCUUUUUCUUUAUAGUUAUUACAAUAAUUUCCUUGAGGGGAAUGGCCAUGGCACAGAGCACAACAAGCACAACAAAAGUCAAAGUAAAGGUAGGAGUGGUUCUCGACAUGAACAAUUGGGUUGGUGAGAUGGGUUUGAAGGGUAUCAACAUGGCCCUCACAGACUUCUAUUUAUCUCAUGCUCAUUACAAAACUAGAUUGGACCUCCGCGUCAAAGAUUCCAAGGAUAAUGUUGUUGGUGCAGCUGCAGCAGCUCUAGAACUACUGAACAACACUGAACAAGUGAAAGCCAUCAUUGGGCCAUUGACAUCCAUGCAAGCAAAUUUUCUAAUUCAUCUCGGAGAAGAAGCUCAUGUCCCCAUUAUUUCAUUCUCUGCAACAAGUCCUUCCCUCUCUUAUCUUCGGAGUCCAUAUUUUUUCCGAGCUACUCUAAAUGACUCAUCUCAAGUACAACCCAUAACUGCUAUAAUUCAAGCUUUCGAUUGGAAAGAAGUUGUACUCAUUUACACAGAAAAUGAAUAUGGAGAAGGGUUGAUUCCAUUUUUGACCGACACAUUUCAAGAAAACAAAAUUCGUGUUCUGUACAAAAGUACAAUUCGUCCUGUGGCCAGUGAUGAAGAAAUUGUUGCAGAGCUUUACAAGCUCAUGACUAUGCAAACCCGGGUUUUCAUAGUACACAUGACUCACUCUCUUAGCACUCGCUUAUUUACCAAAGCAAAUGACAUCGGGAUGAUGAGUGAAGGGUAUGUCUGGAUAAUAACUGAUGGCAUAACCAAUUCCUUGAAUUUUUUCGACCCUUCAAUCAUCACCAACUCAAUGCAAGGGGUGAUUGGUGUAAAACCACAUGUUCCAAAAAGUAAAGAACUUGAAGAUUUUACUAGUAGGUGGAAAAACAAAUCACACCAAGAGAAAACUAGUAGUGAUCUAAAUGUUUUUGGGUUAUGGGCAUACGAUGCGACCACAGCCCUGGCAAUGGCGGUUGAGAAAGUUGGCGCGCUAAAUUUUAGCAUUUCGAACAUUGCAAAAAAUUCAACCACCGACUUUGAAAGUGUUGGAGUGUCUCAAAAUGGUAUUGAUCUUCGCCAAGCUCUUUCAAGCGCUCCUAGAUUUAGAGGACUCAGUGGAGAUUUCAGCUUUGUCGAUGGGCAAAUACAAUCGUCUGCUUUUGAGAUUGUAAAUGUGAUCGGAAAUGUUCCAAAAAGGAUAGGAUUUUGGACGCCGAAACAAGGAAUUGUACGAGAAUUAAAAUUUGAUGCAGUGAAUAACAUCGAUUCCCCAAACUGA
Molecule: messenger RNA, 1400 nt
Organism: Camellia sinensis
Lineage: Eukaryota; Viridiplantae; Streptophyta; Magnoliopsida; Ericales; Theaceae
Source: RefSeq, a predicted model, not a curated record